Messenger RNA from Hepatospora eriocheir, 3363 nucleotides. The record is from the annotation of a GenBank genome assembly. Lineage: Eukaryota; Fungi; Microsporidia; Hepatosporidae.
AUGACAAGCCAAAGCUUACAAAUUGAAUAUGUAACAUUAAAAGAUUUUAAAUCAUAUAAAGGAGAGUAUAGAAUUGGACCAUUUGAUAAACACUUUACUGCUAUUGUAGGUCCUAAUGGAUCUGGUAAAUCUAACAUAAUUGAUGGUAUUUUGUUUGUUUUAGGUUAUAAAGCUAAGAAAAUGAGAAAUUCAUCAAUAAGUGCACUUAUUAAUCAUGAAUGUACCUCUUGUAGUGUAACUAUAGAAUUUAAUAAUCUUCAUAUAAUGAGGAUUGCAGAAAAGAAUAAUACAUCUAAGUACUUUAUUAAAGAUACAAACAAAUCUAAUUCUUUUAAAUCAAUACCAUUUGCAAAGUUAUCAACACUUUUAAAAGAAGAGUAUAAUAUUGAUUUAGAUCAUAAUAGAUUUUUAAUAUUACAAGGUGAAAUAGAAUCAAUAGCAAUGAUGGGGUCAAUGGAAUUACUAGCUUAUAUAGAGGAUUGUAUAGGAUCAUCAAAGUACAUUAAAGUAAUUGAAGAAAAUGAAAACAACAUUGUUGAUUGUAAACAGAAAUUAGUGAGAUAUGAAAGUGAAAUUGAGUUUUAUGAGAAUGAUUAUAAGUUUAAGAAGACUAAAAGGGAAGAAAAGAUUGUUGUUUUAAAUAUGAAAAUGACUUUGAAUGAUUUACAGAUGAAAAUUGUUUGUGUUAAAGAAGAACAAGCUAAAAGAGAUUUAGAAUUAUUAAAGGAAGAACAAGAAAAACUAAAAAAUAUCCUUGAAAAUAUUAAUUAUGAAAUCAAACAAAAUCUAGAUUCUGUAGAUGUUAAUAAUAUUUUACAAGUUGAUAAAGAAUUAGAAAAAAGAUAUUAUGAGGAGAGAAUGAAAUAUAAUCAGAUGAUGAGAGCAAGUGAAAUUAAUAAAAAUAAAAUAGAAAUGCUUUUAGAAGAAAUAACUGAAGUUGAAAAUAGUAAGAAAGAGAAGGAUAAUCUUAAAGAUAAGAUAAAGGAGUUUAUGGUAAAUUUAGAAUCUUUUCAAAAGUCAAAAUUAAAAUUAGAAGGAGAAUUAUCAAAUUUAAAUACAAAUAAACAUUCUACACAAUUGAAUGAGUUUAAUAAAACUAAGAAAGAUUUAAAAAAAGAAUUAAUGAUAAUGAUUGAUAAGCAAAACAAAUAUGAAAAGAAUUUAACAGUACAAGAAGAAAAUAUAAAAAGAAAGAAGUUGAUAGAAAUAGAAAUUAAAAAAUUACAAAAUUUAAAAUCUUGUAACAUAACAGAAGAACAAUUAAAUGAUUAUUUAAAAGAUAAAGAAGCUACUUUAAGGGAAAUAAGAAUUAGAAAACAAAACGCAUAUGAAUUUAAGUAUCUUGAAAAUCAAUAUAAGAAAGAAAAAGAAGUUAUAAAUAACAUCAAACAUGUAAAUGGAUAUUUAGGACCCCUUAAAACUUUUAAUAACGUAGAUAAAGAAUAUGAAGUGGCCGUAGAAGCAGCUUGUACUUCAUUAAAUUCAAUUGUUGUUGAGACAUCAAAAAGUGCUGAAGAAAUGAUUAAGAUUAUAAAUUCUAAGAAUCUUCAAAGAACUACUUUUAUUAUAUUAGAUAAAAUAGAUAAAAAGUAUAAUUAUAAUAAGCAACAUGAAGAAUAUUUGCUUUUUAAAAAAAUUAAUUGUGAGGAAAGGUUUGAGCCUUGUUUUUAUUUUGCUUUAAGAGAUACGUUAGUAGUUGAUGAUAUAAAAACAGCACGUUCUUUAGCUUUUGGUAAGAAUAGAAAUAGAGUGGUAACAAAAGAUGGUAAAUUAUUAGAAAAAUCAGGAAUUAUGUCUGGUGGUAAAAAAGUUGGUAAAAUUAAAUCGACUGUUGAAUUAGAAGAGAUUGUUAAAGAUAUACAAAUGAAAUAUGAUAAAGAAAACAGUAUUUAUCAAGAGUAUAAAACAAGUGGAAUUAGAAUUAAAGAAUUAAAGAAAGAAUUGGAUAAAAUUAAAGAGAUAAAUGUUCAAGAGUAUGUUAAUUAUGAAGAAGAAAUUGAAAAAGUAAAAAGUAAAUUACUAAAUUUAGAAAAUAAAUUACCUGAAGAAUUAAAAGAACAUAACAAAAGAUGUAAAGAUUUAGAAAAUGAAUUAUCAAAGAUUAAUAAUUCAAUAUUUGAACUUCAAUUGAAAAUUAGUGAACAUCAAGGAAAAUUAAAUUUAACAAAAAAUCAUAAAAAUCUUAAAAACCUAAAAAAAGAGUAUGAAGAUUUGUUAAAUAAAAAUAAUUUUAGUUGUCAAAUUGAUAAAACAAAAUAUGAAGAAAUAAAAAAGGAAUAUGAAGAAAUGAUUGAUAGAGUUGAUAAACAUAAUAAGGAAAUUAAAGAAUGUAGAGAAAGAAUGGAUAAAUUAGUUAAAGAACAAAUUCAGAUAAAAUACGAUGCUAAUGUACUAAAAAAUAAAAAGAGUGAAGGUAAGAAAGUAUUGAAUAUUUGUGAGAACACUUUAGCAAAAUUAAUAGAGGAAGUAGAAAGAAUAAAAGAAGUUUUAUCUUAUGGAAGUAUAGAUUUUGAAAACAUAUCGAAUAUAGAAGAAAGAAAUAAUUGUAAAAUUAAGAAAUAUGACGUAAUUAAUAAAAGUAAAGAAAUAAAUAUAAAAGAAGUAGUUAAUGAAGUAAAAGAACAAUUUUCUAUGGAAAGUGAUUUAAAAACUUUAAGUGUAAAUUACAUUAAUCAAUAUAACAAUGAAACUAGUGAGUGUAAGAAAUUAUUAAAUGAGAAAUUCAAAGUAACAGAAGAAGAGUUAAUUCAAUCAUUUUGUAAAGAUAGUUAUUUGUUAUAUAAAUCAAUCUUUGUUGAUUUUAUAAAAAGUAAAGAGAAAUUUAAUAAAGUUAAAUCUAAUUUUGAUAGAACGACAUUAAAAUUAAAAGAGUUACAAAAUGAACUUGAAGAAAUUAAAAACAACAGACUCACUGAAUUUCUUAGUGGAUUUAAUAUCAUUAAUAGACAUCUUAAAAAGAUAUUCUCAAAUAUUACUUUUGGUGGGAAUGCUGAAUUAGAUCUUUUAAAUUACUUAGAUCCAUUUAGUGAUGGUUUAUCAUUAAAUGUUCUUCCACCUAAAAAAUCAUGGAAAGCAGUAAGUAGUUUAAGUGGCGGUGAAAAGACACUCUCUUCACUUUCUUUAAUCUUUGCUCUUCAUAAAUAUAAGCCAAGUAGUUUUUAUAUUAUGGAUGAGAUUGAUGCAGCACUUGAUUAUAGAAAUGUUUCAAUAAUUUCUCAAUACGUAUCGAGGAUAUCAAGUCAGUUUAUAAUUAUUAGUCUUAGAAAUGACAUGUUUGAGAAAGCUCAGGUGCUUGUUGGUGUUUAUAAAAACGGAGAUGUGUCAAAAUUUAUAACAUGUGAUGUAAGAAAAAUGAAAAACUAA